Chelonoidis abingdonii (Abingdon island giant tortoise) is the source of this 522-nucleotide messenger RNA. NCBI's taxonomy places the organism in Eukaryota, Metazoa, Chordata, Testudines, Testudinidae. The record is from RefSeq and is a predicted model, not a curated record.
UUCUACCUCCAGCUCUGAGAGGAGUGGGGUCUAGUGGGCUAGAGGGGGGCUGGGAGCAGGACUCCUGGGUUCUACCCCCAGCUCUGAGUUGGGUAGGAAGAGCAGGAUCUCGAUUUGAUCGUGGAAUUAGGACUCCUGCGGCCAUGGACUGAAUGUGCCUGGGCUGUGGGUGCGUCCCAGGGGUGCUAGCGCUGACCUGUCUCUCCCCAUGCAGAUGUGAGCAUGGAGACCCUCCGCAAACUGAUCCAGGAUGCCAGCAUCCAGCAGCAGGGCAACAUCAUCCGCAGCAUGGGGCUCCUGGGCACCUCCCUCACACCUGGGAGCAAGCAGCUGCAACCCGAGAGGAAGGUGCGGCUGGAGUCCACAUAUCCACUCUCCCGCUGGACCCCCAGGCUCAAGGACAUCAUGGAAGUACCCAGCCAUCUGCUUCCUGGCUUUGGGGUGGGGGUCACACCUGGCAGGCUGGGCCCAAGGGGGAGGGGUUGGUUUGGGGUCAGCCAUGUGUAGAGCCCUGCAUAUCCA